This is a messenger RNA of Exophiala oligosperma, 2625 nucleotides long. RefSeq lists its product as uncharacterized. The transcript is spliced from 3 exons. NCBI's taxonomy places the organism in Eukaryota, Fungi, Ascomycota, Eurotiomycetes, Chaetothyriales, Herpotrichiellaceae. Bases 437 to 2377 code for a protein of 646 amino acids. The record is from RefSeq and is a predicted model, not a curated record.
UAUCAACAUUAAAUAGGUGCUGACAACUCGUCACUACGGAGUACUCCCCACCGCAUAUCCGGCACCCACGGCCUGAUCCUUCUCCGGCGCCAACUUUCGGAGGGCUGUUCUAAGUAACUUGGCAUCGCUUUCCAAGUGCUGAGUACCGAGAGAACUGGAUCCAGCUCCAUCCACUUUGAAGUGAUUGCCCAGCCCGCCUUUUCACUCGUGACAAACGGGGUUUUUUUGGUGUCUACAGCAAGCUACUCCCGUAAUCAGCAUCAGCAACUACUAUUCAGACCUUCCGCGUUUGGCGUUUGAUUUGACUGCCCAUCAGACUGGCUUGGUUUGAUUCUGUUUGACAGUUCACGACCAUCCUCUACUAGUUGUCUGUCCUCUAGCGACGAGAGGUCGAAUUGGCUUCCAUGCUGCACCCGUACCCGGCACACGAGCUGUCAUGAGGCUCUCGGCGCCUUGUCACGCGAUCGGAUGGUGGUGGUUGUUUUUGUCUUUCUUGUUCGCUGGGAGGACGGGGGCCGAUGAUAACAGCUCACAACCCAUCUCAAUCUUCCGUUCGAGGCCGGACCUAGUAUCGCCUAUUCUUACAGUCUUCACGAGGAUUCCUGAGAAGCAGUCUCCAGGGUAUUACUUCGUAUCGCCGUAUCAGCAAAUCCAGGAAUCCGUGCACAUUUACGAUAAUGACGCAAACCUGGUGUACAGUGGAUUUGGAAGCGCCGGACCUGGCAUCUCUCACGCACCUCAAACAUGCAUGUACAAAGGGGAGGUCCACCUGUGCUUCUACCAAGGCACCCAGAUGCUCGGCUGGGGCCACGGCCAUGGCAUCAUCAUGGACAAACAUUACCGGAUCGUACAAUCCGUCGAACCUGGAAGCUAUCAGGCAUCCUCGGACAUGCACGAAUUCAAGUUGAUCGAAGACGGCAAGUCGGCGCUGUUGACCCAGUAUCUCCGCAGUGUCUAUGAUCUAUGUCCCUGGAAUCUUUGCGACGGUCUCGGCUACAUCCAAGAAGGAGCGUUCCAGGAAGUCGACGUCGACUCGGGCAAAGUCGUGUUCGAAUGGAGGAGUCUGGACCACGUUGAUCCUUCCGAGAGCUAUGUCGACCCAUCCACCACCGAAAUCAGCGGCACUGGCGAAGCACCCGGGAGUCCUUGGGAUUACUUCCACAUCAACUCGAUCGACAAGAACGAGGAUGGCGACUACUUGAUUUCGGCGCGUCACGUCUCGGCGGUCUACAAAAUUUCCGGCGUCGACGGUCAUGUCAUCUGGCGGCUGAAUGGCGCCAAGUCAGACUACCAUCUCGAUGGCUUUUCGUUCUCGUCCCAGCACGACGCGCGAUUCAUCUCCGAAAACAAGACACACACCGUCCUCUCGCUGUUUGACAACGGAUCGAACGGCUUCAACCAGACUCAGCCACAUUCGACCGGUCAGAUCAUCAGUCUCGAUCACCAAACCAAGGUCGCCACCUUUCUGUUGAACCUGGACCCUCCGUUCAUCGAUGGCCACGCCCACAUCUCCAAGUCGCAGGGCAAUUUUCAGCAGUUGCCGGAUGGCAACAUCAUUAUGGGAUGGGGCAACGAUGCCUUUUGGACCGAAUACACGUCCGACGGGGAGAUUGUCUUCUACGGCGCCCUCGGCUGGAGGAACGUGAUGAAUUACCGGGUGCACAAGUUCGACAACUGGGUCGGACUGCCGUUGACCAAGCCGGCACUGUGGACCUACUCCAAGGCCGGAGACGAGAUGAUGAUGUACGUUUCGUGGAACGGCGCGACCGAGGUCAAGUCGUGGCGCCUGUACGGCGCGGAUUCCAGAGACGGGCCGUGGAAAGAGAUUGUUGAGAAUGGGCCAAAGACCGGGUUUGAAACCAUCCUCCGACACGAGUCGACGUACACGUUCGUCUACGCGGAGGCCCUGGACAAGAACGGCCUGGUUCUGGGUGCGUCGGCCGCCGAAAGGGUCUUCACUCCGCCCGUGCAGAUGCUCGAAUAUUGUGACGACCUCGCGUGUCGUUUCAUGCCCAGCGACGAAGAGCGUGAGCAGGAGCGCCAACGAGAGGCCGAGGAGCAGAGGCAACGCGAGGAGGAAGAACGUCUCGCGACACAACGGGCCACCGAAAACCGGGAGCGAGCGAAGAAGCGAGCUGAAAUGUACGGUGGCGCUUUUGGCGGUCUGGCCGCACUGAUCAUCCUGAUCAUGGUCCUCGCCACGAGGAAUUUUGUCUCUCGCCCGGUUCAUGCCCUGGUCCACCGAGCCUACGGCACCAUUCGGACCAAGAUGGGCAAGGCCGAUGCGAGAGCCGUGGGCGUGGGUGUUGGCUACAAGGCACUUCCUCUGGAAGAACAAGACGGUGUCAGAGUUCCCAUCAUCUCGGACCCUUCAUGACAUCUGGAAUGGAAUGUUGUUGAUAACGGGCAUGUACAAAGUAUACACAGUAUACAAUGUAUAUGGAAACGGCCCUCUCCAAGGGGCAAAUCAAGCUGGACUCGACUCAUCUCGGCGAUUUGUUUUUCACGGAGUAUGAAUGCGGACGGGGUGAGAGGUUAACGUACCCAUAUGCAGAUGGACACGGAGUGUGGCCCAGACUUAUUUUAUUAUUACUGGAUAUAUAAUGAACGACGUGACGACACUUA